This is a messenger RNA of Megalopta genalis, 3488 nucleotides long. It is a transcript of the gene wgn, whose product is annotated as Tumor necrosis factor receptor superfamily member wengen. Gene Ontology annotation, molecular function: protein binding. NCBI's taxonomy places the organism in Eukaryota, Metazoa, Arthropoda, Insecta, Hymenoptera, Halictidae. The record is from RefSeq and is a predicted model, not a curated record.
AGAAUAACCAGUCUAGCCAGUCGUGUUGUAGUCAGCGCACGGUUCGCACGUAUUCGCUUUCGCGUGGACAUUUAUUCGAAAUUCCGGGCCGCUCUCUAUUUUUUUUUCCUUUAAAUUUCUUUAAUUGUUUUCCGUUCGCCGACAAACGAAACCCCUCGAUUUCGAUCCGAAGGAUCAAUCUGUCGCACGUUCCUCGAUCGAAACGGCCUCGAUUCCGCUCGAAUGGGAGACUACGAGUUUUUGCCAGUUCGAGAUCAUUUUUUGCCUCUCGGCCCGGUAAUCGAUUUUGGAUACAUCGAUAGGAUUGCGUCAUGACAGGCCUGAAUUUGUCGAAGCCAGCGUGAUGCCACGGGGGCCCAGCCGGGUGUACCUGUCGACCGCGUUCGUGAUCCUGCUCGGCCUCCACAAAGCUGGCAGCUCUGCAUCCGCCCCCCAAGAUCCGAUCUGCAAGCCAGAUCUCGAAUUCUGGUCGUCCGAGCGUGGCACCUGCUGGCCCUGCACCAGAUGCGCCCCUGAGUUCACUGUGAGCCCGUGCGCCGUCUACAAGGAUGCGAUCUGCGGACCGCUGUCGGCCCUCGAGCUCGACUGGUCCUUCCUUUCGGCCAGGAAGAGACCGGAAACGGGACAAAGGAGAGUCGAUCCAGAUUCGGAUCUGGACCAACAGCAGGCCCGAAAACAGCCCGACGAUCUAAUCGAUGGCGAGAGAAGCGCCGAGGUGGACACUGCUGAUCAGAGGACCAGUGAGUCUCUCACGAGAAAAACGUCUUCCGGAGAGAGGAUCCUGUGGGAUUGGCAAAGCGCUGCGUUGAUCCUUGCAGUAUGCGCGUGCAUCCUGUUCUUCUUGGUCGCAGGAUGCUCGGCAUUGGUCUACACGAGGCAGUGGCGUCGCAUGAAGAAGAAUUUCGAGCCUGUGGGUCUGGAAGAGAUCUCGGCGCGGCUGAAUUUAAUGGUGAAGGCGGAACUAGCCGAGCUGGUCGCCGGUGCACCUGUGCACGUUGCUGAUCCCCAGAGGAGGUGUCAAUAUUUGGAGAAGCUCUUAGACCGGAAGAGGAAAUCCCCGGUGAUGGUAAGCUGGCCGGAAGUCAGCGGAAACCUUUACAUUGAAGAGGGCGAGCCCGCGAAGGGCAAGCCCCUCCAGAUAGCCAGGAUCCAUCGGAACAUCGAGACAAUGUUGAGCCAGAAAAAGAAUCUUGCGGAGCAGUAAGACGAGAUUGCCUUAAACGCCCUCUCCGAGGGGGCGACUAAUUACAAAUUCAACCGGCGACUAUUUACCGGCGAGUAUUUAUAGUUCUAUUUAUGACUGUCGCGAGGGAUGAACGUGUUCUUUGUAAAACGCGCCGAGGACGAAAAUUGUUAACGCGGAAUCGCUGUAAUCGUUGUAACCUUGCUCUCCGUAGCGUCGCCGCGGUAUUAUUUAAGUAAUAUUUAGUCGAUAUCAGAGUUGAAGACAAGAGCGUCGCGCGUUUUAGCAGAAGCGGUGCCAUCGGCAGGCGUUUAGAGCGGGAGGACGCUAUGGAGGGAAAUCGUAUGGUCGGCGCUAGGCUUGCACGAAAUAGGGGAAUCGAUUGAAAUUAACGAAGAGAAUGUAAUCGCGAUUGCAUGGAGCAGUUGGGCCCAGAAAAUGAAUAUAUACGAAUGCUAUUGUUCCUCGAGUGUCAAUAACUAUAGAAAUGAAACGCCGCAAGGUACAAAACUAUUAUCGAUAAAACGUACGUGCGAUAUUUUGUAUUAUUUUUUACUAAUUUAACGAUUUAUACAGAGUGAGAUUCUUCAAGGGAAAAAAGGAAACGAACAGUCGGAAUUCCUUGGAUCGUCGCAUUUAUCUUUUUUUGUACAAACAAUACCUUGACAUGUUCACGGUAACUGUUCGGACAGCUUUCCAAGCUGACGAUCGUGAAAAUGGGGCCCCAUGAAUAUAUUUCUCUGAAAACGUUUGUCCAAUCUCUGUCACGAACCGCGGACAUCGUAAAUUGAAUUUAAUCAUUUCAUUCUGUAUGGUUGUUCUUCUACGUUUACGUAAGCGCAUGGGAAAUAAGGGAAACGCCGAUGCCUACGGGGUCCCGUGGCUCGACCGUAAAAUCGAGCAACGUGCCCGACCCAGCCAGACAAGCGAUUGUUAUUUAUUUCUUCCGUCUAGCUUUAGAGACUGCCAUUAUCUUUUGUAUUGUAACAUAGGAAAACGUGAACGAAAUAAAUUCAUAUCGUAAUCGAAACAUCGUAAUCGCGUCGAGGGGGUGUCGAAUGAUCGGGUAACAACGCCUUUCGUUCUUUAAAUCGCUAGAUUUAAUUAGCUUAGAGUUACAAGUUUAUGGUUUAUAUUAAAAUAAUGAACAACGUAACAACACGCAAACUCUCAGAAAAAUAUUCUCAUUCACGCGUCGUCUCGCACUCUCGCCGUUCCUUUUCACCGUUUUGUUUUCUCUCUCGCCCCUUUCUUACUUAAUUCUAACGCUCUCGUACCUGUGUCCUUGAACUGUUUGCGGGGGCCGAGGUGUGAAAUAGGGCCGCCAUCUUCGCGAACGAUCGAUCACGGUGCCGGAACGUCGUUCGUAGCUAUCAUUGUAACGCUCUAAUGUCGAUCACGAUCGAGAUUCGCGCCGACGUGUUUAAGAGGGAGAUUCAGCUUAUUCGCGAACUGAACGAUUCGAAAAUAAAUCUGUCGUUGUAAUUAACUGGCGAGCUAGUCCACACCUCGUCUGUCGUUAAGCUUGCGUCUAACGAUACCGAAAAUACUGGUUUAUUGUUUCUUUCUUUGUUUCUCCUCUUUUAUCGCUACGGUACCUGCGCCUUAUCUCGUACACGAAAAUAUCACUAUAACGUGGCGCGCGUUAUGGGUCCUUUUUCUCUUGUCCCGUCGCGUCGGUUCACCCUCGAUCAAAGCGAUCGGUCAAAUUAGAAUUCGCAUCUCGAUACCAAACAAGAAAAAACAAUCGAUAAAGCUUGGAGAUCGCGAACCAAGGUCGAGGCCGCUGUGGUCGCGAUUUAGGAUUUAUGAUCGGAGGCUACCCUAAACUGUGACACACGCGCGUCUAAAAUUUCGAAUUGUUUGUCCUCUAGCAAAUCACGGAAAUCUCGGCAACGACGCGAUGUUCGGCGUUAGCGAAAGAAAGAAAGAAAAGAAAGAACAUGAAACUGAGAAUGAAAACGUUCAUUUGUUCUCGACGUCCAUCAUUUAUUUACAAUCAGGUUCAAUUGGAGACGAUCCGUUUCAACGAGCAACAGCGUCUCGAGAAUUUCGACGAGGCGUCGGGGAGAGACUACGAAGAUCUUAGAAAUCCGUAAAAAAUCACGUAGAAACUGUAGACCGCCUCUAAGAAAAGCAGAGAGAGAGAGAGAGAGAGAGAGAGAGAGAGAGAGAGAGGGAGAGAUAGCCCCGUCAACGAAAAUAAUGCGAAUGUUCUGUGCUCGUUCUCGUCUCGUUAUCUGUUCGGGAGUGAACUUUAUAGACUCGUCUCUAUGUAAAUAUAUAUUUGAUUGUUUCCUUAGAA